Cannabis sativa is the source of this 666-nucleotide messenger RNA. RefSeq lists its product as uncharacterized. The transcript is spliced from 3 exons. Bases 1 to 666 code for a protein of 221 amino acids. Lineage: Eukaryota; Viridiplantae; Streptophyta; Magnoliopsida; Rosales; Cannabaceae. The record is from RefSeq and is a predicted model, not a curated record.
AUGGCUUCCCAAGACAACACCUCCUCCACUGCUGCUCAACAUGAUCCUGCUACUGCUACUGCUACUGCUACCGCUGCCCCCCCUCUGCCUCAACAAGUUGUUUCGACCGUAAUCGGACAUGAUCUUGAUGAUAUUCUUUUUUCUAGUGUUCCACCCCCAAGAACUCUUGUCAAUGGAGCUCCUAACCUCCAAUAUCUUCAGUGGAACAAACGUGAUCAACUUCUACACUCUUGGCUCAGAUCCUCCAUGACUAAAGGAAUUCUUGCUGUUGUUGCCUCCUGCACAACUUCAUCUCAGCUAUGGGUUCUUUAUCCAUUUUCUGAUUAUGUUGACAAAGUCCAAUCUCUUUCUAAUUCUAUUAUCACUGCUGGUUCCUCCAUUUCUGAUCAAGACUUAAUACUUCAAUUGCUGAAUGGAUUGGGUCCUGAAAAUGGGUCUUUCGUCUCGGGUAUCACUUCUCGGAGUGAUGAUCUAACUAUUGAAGAAGUGCAGGCCCUUGUAAUGGCUCAUGAGAGUUGUCUUGAUAAUCAUAACACUCUUACUGAUCUGACCUUAAAGAUGCAAGCCAAUCUUGCUUAUGGACCACAAAAGAAUGGUCCAUCUCGACCAUUUCAACCUGCUGCCAAAGGCUUUGCGCCAAAUAAUUCCUCUCGAUCUUUUGGCUGA